This is a messenger RNA of Laetiporus sulphureus 93-53, 939 nucleotides long. RefSeq lists its product as uncharacterized. The coding region runs from base 1 to 843 and encodes 280 amino acids. The transcript is spliced from 4 exons. Lineage: Eukaryota; Fungi; Basidiomycota; Agaricomycetes; Polyporales; Laetiporaceae. The record is from RefSeq and is a predicted model, not a curated record.
AUGUUCACCUUUGACAAUGCCAUUGCAUAUGCACAAGAUGUUCUCCAUUCAAUCGCUUGUGAGUGGAGAGGAUGCGAGGCAACAAUGAACAGCUGGCGACAGUUACAGAAGCACCUCAAAAUGCACUGUCAAAACCAGCAUGCUCAAGGCACAUAUGAUUGCCAUUUUCACAAAUGUGCUGGUCGCAUUCAUGCAUCGUUUAUUGGCCUUUGGGAGCACAUCAAGCUUAGCCAUCUGUCUCGUGUUACACUACUCUGCCCUGUUUCUGAUUGCCCUCACACCUUCAGUGGUCAUCAUUCAUUGCUCAUGCCCCACAUCUGUGAUAUCCACAUGAAGUUGGUUGACAGACCAAUGGCAGAGAACACUGGCAGGCUAAGGCCAACAUAUCGACCAUACAACCCAGUGCUUCAAGAUCUGCCACCACUCCCCAGAAAUAACAUACCCAUCUACAUGGUAACAGCCUUGCCUGUGAGCAAAGCCAUCAAUCCUCGAGGUCAGAGGUCAGAGAUGUUGUCAAAAAUCACUCAAAGGUCAAAGAAGAUGAGCAGGAAGGAGCAGGAAGAAGAAGAUGAGGAGGAGGAGGAUGCUCAGCUGUUUGAUGACCUUCCCAACAUUGACAUGGAAGGAAUCAACAUGUCCAGGGCACCCAUCCUUCAGCCCAGAUCAGAGCAGCUGUGGCUGCAGCUGUCUAGGCCAUACAGCAUCCUCUCAUCUCGAGUUGAGGAGACAAAACCUGCAGUCAGCAUGGGCUACGGGGCUUUCUGGGCUGAGUUUAAAAAGAUGGAAGAGGCGGGGCUCAUCGAUGGUGCAGGAGAAUGGCCUGAUGCAGAGGAAGAUGAGUAGCUGAGGACCAAAGGGUAUGUGGCCAUCUGCAGUCAUGAUUAUACUAUAGGACAGUACAUAAGCUAUUGUAGUACUCUAUAGCGCGUUGUAGCCGCG